This is a messenger RNA of Anthonomus grandis grandis, 1663 nucleotides long. Its product is annotated as glycoprotein 3-alpha-L-fucosyltransferase A-like. Bases 210 to 1499 code for a protein of 429 amino acids. Gene Ontology annotation, molecular function: alpha-(1->3)-fucosyltransferase activity. Gene Ontology annotation, cellular component: membrane. The transcript has 6 exons. Lineage: Eukaryota; Metazoa; Arthropoda; Insecta; Coleoptera; Curculionidae. The record is from RefSeq and is a predicted model, not a curated record.
GGCGUGAGCCUAAAGUUCGUUGCUUUCUUAUUAAUUAAUUAGUUUAUUAUGUAUAGAUUCUUUCAGAGAUAUUGUUGAAGAAUUGUGAACAGUGUUAAUGAAGAAGAAAUUUUUUAGUAAAAGUCGCUUUAUUGACGGAAAAAGUGGUGUGAAGGUGAAUUAAUAAAGUAAAAUAUGUUUUUUGGUAGGAAGAAUAUGUGACUGCAAUAAUGAUUGGUGUUAUCCAGAAGAAAAAUUUUCCGUUUAUACUAGUCGCUGGCUUCUUGUUUACUUUAACCUUUAUAAUCUUGUCUUCAAACAGCCCAAGAGAAGAAUUGUUGAUAUACAAGGAUAUAAAUGAGCAUAACGUUGAUACAAAGCCAUUAGAUAGACGAAAAGUGGAAGAAUGGUGGGCUCUCCGAAAUUCCUCGGGGCCAGGCUUUUAUUCUAAAUUAGGUGAAAUCCUCUUUCUUAACAUGCCAGAGCCAAAGAUAAACUCUACCAAAAAAUACCAAAUUUUAGUUUGGAAACACGGAUCCGUUAUAGAAAACCGACAUCUGAAACAGUAUUCCGACCAAAGGAUAGAUCCUUUCCAGUUCUGCUCAGUAAACAACUGCAAUAUAACUUAUAAGGAUACCGACCUAAAGACAGCAGACAUUGUGAUAUUUCAUUUACACAGAACCAAAAGUAAAGACGAGUUACCCAAAGAAAGAAACGCUGAUCAGAUAUGGGCUUUCCUUACCGACGAGAGCCCUUACCACACUUUUCUCAAUUCUGGUGUAAAACUGAAAGAUUUUAAUGGUAUUUUCAAUUGGUCAAUGUCUUACAGGAUGGACACUGAUAUACCAGUACCAUAUGGUCGCACAGUUCUUAGAGCAGGUCCAACUAACCCUCAAAACUCAAAAUUACUUUUAAGCAAGAGGAGAGAUGUGCUUGUAGCUAUAUUGGGAUCCAACUGCGGCGGGCAGAACCAUCGAUGGCAGUACGUGCAUGAGCUAGAAAAGUACAUUACGGUACACAUUUAUGGCGGAUGUAGCAGUAGCACUAAAAAAUGUCCAGGACAUUUUCGAGCAGACUGUCCAGCAAUUAAUGACUACCUCUUCUACCUCUCCUUUGAGAACUCCAACUGUGACGAGUAUAUAACCGAAAAGUUGUGGUGGAAUGCUUUUAAUAAAAACUCAAUACCCAUAGUUAUGGGCUCAAGUCCUAGUACCUAUAAAAAAAUCUUACCAGUAAACUCUUUUAUUAACGUAGAUGAUUUUGCUAAUCCUCGUGCUUUGGCACAAUACUUACUUCGUUUAAAUACUACGGGGGAGUUUAAAAGAUACCACGAUUGGAGGAAUGACUUUGAAGUUCUUAAUGAACACGGGUACUUCCAGAGUAGAUCCUACCACUACUGUAGGAUAUGUGAGGCUUUGAAUUACAAUAGUAAGGAGUCGAAGGUGUAUAAAGACUUGGAGAAAUUUUGGAGUGUAAAAAGGGAUUGUCAUCCACCUUGGAAUACUUGGAAUGACGGAUGAAAAAUGAUUGGAUAAAAGUGCAAGGUGCUAAGUAUAGUGCUUGUCGAAUUUUAUGUGAUAUAUGUCAAUUCCAGUUUAGUUGUAAGUUAAUAAAUUUUAUUUGAUUUUAAAUGAAUUUAUUUAUUGUAAUUUGUAAAUAAAGUAAGUUCAAUAGGUUUAUUUUA